AUGUCUGACGACGACAAGUACGAUGUGCUCGAGAAGAUCGGCCAGGGCUCCUUUGGCAUCAUCCGCAAGGUGCGGAGACGGUCGGACAACUAUGUCCUGUGUCGCAAGGAGAUCAGCUACUCCAAGAUGUCGCAGAAGGAGAAGGAGCAACUCCAGGCAGAGUUGUCCAUCCUCAAGGAACUGCGCCAUCCCAACAUUGUCCAGUACAUCGAUCGCGUCCAUCUGAAGUCGUCGCACGACCUUCACGUCUACAUGGAAUACUGCGGCAACGGAGACCUCGGCGCCGUCAUCAAGCGUCUCAAAGCCAAGCGCCAGGUUGCCGACGAGGAGUUCGUCUGGAGCAUCUUCUCCCAGCUGUGCACCGCCCUCUACCGUUGCCACUACGGCCAGGAUCCACCCGACGCCGGUCGCAACGUCAUGGGUCUGGGAAAUGACGCCGUCCCGGUCAAGGAAAAACAAAGGCAUAUCAUGAUCCUCCACCGCGAUCUUAAGCCCGAGAACGUCUUCCUCGGCGAGGACAACUCGGUCAAACUCGGCGACUUCGGUCUGUCCAAGAUCAUGCAGUCGCACGACUUCGCUUCCACUUACGUUGGCACUCCUUACUACAUGUCACCCGAAAUUUGCAUGUCGGAAAAGUACACCGCCUCGUCCGACAUUUGGGCACUAGGCUGCAUCAUCUACGAGCUGUGCGCUCAAAAACCCCCAUUCGACGCCAAGACGCAUUUCGACCUUAUCCAAAGGAUCCGCCGUGGAUCAUUCGACCCCAUUCCUAACGUGUAUUCUCCGGAACUGAAGAACGUGAUUGCGAGCUGUUUGAAGGUGGAUUACACCAAGCGGCCUGAGACGAUGCAGCUGCUCAACCUCCCGAUCAUGAAAUUGAUGCGCAAGGAGCAGGAGGUCGUGCAGAUGGGUCACUUGUUGAAGAGGGAGCGCGAUGCGACGAGGCUGCUUGAGAAGGAACUUAAGGAUAAGAUUACUACUCUGGAGAAGGAGAAGGACGACAUUCGCCUGUCCGUCGACAACCAGUUGCGUCGUGAGUGGGAAGUGAAGGCACGCCUGGAGAUCGACCGUCAUAUCAACACUGAACUGGACCGUCUCCGGAAAACCUUCGAUGACGAGGUCAACAAGCGUGCGGCAGAAGAGGUCGAGCGCCGCAUGCAUGCGUUCAAGCUGCAGCAGAACACCGCAACACUUGCCUCAUCUACGCCUGCACUUGAAGCGGCUCAGUCCAUCAGCACCGUUGGAGAGGCUUCAGACUUCCCGUCGCAAACAGAUAUCUCGUCUUUCUCCCUCGAAGAGUCGCCCGUUCGCCCACAGAAGCCCAGGGCAGCCACUCCUGAGAAGAGGCCCGCCAGAUCUGGUUUCCAACGCGCGCACACCACAGCUUUCAACGAAGUCGCCGCUUCACCCAUGGAUAUCCAGAUGGCGGAUCCAUCACCAGGUCCCAUCUCCCUGGCAGGUCUUAGCUUGAGCCCUCGUCGGAACGCACUGAACGCUGAGCCUAAGACGCGCCGCAACAUCUUCGCUGCCGCCGAGCUGCGCUUGGAGCCCAAGAACGCGUCUGGUUCGGCCUCGCCCACUCGUUGCACCAGCCCCACAGGAGACGUGGACGAGAUGGAAGAUGACGACCUUCCCGCGUUGCCAUCACCCACGCGCCCCCGCAGCACCAACGGUGCUGGCAAGAGCACCGACAACGAUCCCUUCAAGGCCCUCGCCGCCAACAACGCUCCGAACCCGGCAAUUGCGCUCCGCCGCAACUUGCUGACCCGCAACGGCCCUGCACCAAACCGUAACCCCUCGGCGCCUAACCUCGCCCGCUUGGGCGGAGCUCCUGCUAAUCGCCCUCGCCCUACCUCGACCGUCCCCGUGGUUGCCACCUCUCCCGCCCGCAAGCGCACCAAGGUGCCCUCAUUCGGAGAAGUUUCGCCUAUCCGCAAGAACAGCACCGGCAGCAUGGAUGUUGCCGACGCUGGCUUCGCGCGUGACACGGCAGCGACCGCUCUACGUAGCAAGAAGGGCGCCAACACAGCCCUGCUCCGUCAGAAGGCCGCCGCUAGCAACUCGUCUAACCUGUCGGGCCGCACGCUGGUUGAGUUGGCGCAGGGCAAGGCGUCCUCGACGGACCGCCGUAGCUCCAGCUCCAGUAACAUCACCAUUGGCGAGCUGAGUGAGAACGUGCCCAUGCGCAAGAACAGCAGCGCGCUUCUGGCGUCUACCGCCCCGCAAUGGGACCCGGAAAGCGCGGACGCACCCAGCCCUUUCAUCAAGAGGAGUACUGGAAUCCAGGUUGCCGCUGUGGUGAGGUAG
Messenger RNA from Diplodia corticola, 2307 nucleotides. Its product is annotated as nek protein kinase. Gene Ontology annotation, molecular function: ATP binding; protein kinase activity. The transcript is spliced from 3 exons. Lineage: Eukaryota; Fungi; Ascomycota; Dothideomycetes; Botryosphaeriales; Botryosphaeriaceae. Gene Ontology annotation, biological process: protein phosphorylation. The record is from RefSeq and is a predicted model, not a curated record. Bases 1 to 2307 code for a protein of 768 amino acids.